Danio rerio (zebrafish) is the source of this 1295-nucleotide messenger RNA. It is a transcript of the gene harbi1, whose product is annotated as harbinger transposase derived 1. Gene Ontology annotation, cellular component: cytoplasm; nucleus. Lineage: Eukaryota; Metazoa; Chordata; Actinopteri; Cypriniformes; Danionidae. The record is from RefSeq and is marked provisional.
GCGUACACAAACAACCGCUGGUGCUGAUCCUCCAGAGUGUGUGGAAUGGCACUCUCUAUUGCAAUUCUAGACUGUGACCUGCUUCUGCAUGGUCGUGGUCACAAAACUCUUGAUCGAUUUGAUAUCGAGACCGUGUCGGAUGACUUUCUGCUGAACACAUUUGGCUUCCCACGUGAGUUCAUUUAUUACCUGGUGGAACUGCUAAAGGAUAGCUUGCUGAGACGCACACAGCGGUCGCGAGCAAUUAGCCCAGAUGUUCAGAUUCUUGCAGCCCUGGGAUUCUAUACAUCCGGCUCUUUCCAGAGUAAGAUGGGAGACGCGAUUGGCAUCAGCCAGGCUUCCAUGAGUCGCUGCGUUUCUAACGUCACCAAAGCUCUGAUCGAGAAAGCACCAGAGUUCAUCGGCUUUACUAGGGAUGAGGCCACCAAGCAGCAGUUUAAAGAUGAGUUUUACCGAAUUGCAGGAAUACCUAAUGUGACGGGAGUUGUGGACUGUGCACAUAUAGCCAUUAAAGCUCCCAAUGCGGAUGACUCUUCCUAUGUAAAUAAAAAGGGAUUUCACUCGAUCAAUUGCCAGUUAGUAUGUGAUGCCAGAGGACUGCUGUUGAGUGCUGAGACACACUGGCCUGGUAGUUUGACAGACAGAGCGGUCUUUAAGCAGUCCAAUGUGGCAAAGCUGUUUGAAGAGCAAGAGAAUGAUGAUGAAGGUUGGCUUUUAGGUGACAACCGAUAUCCUCUAAAGAAGUGGCUGAUGACUCCUGUGCAGAGUCCAGAGUCUCCUGCUGACUACCGCUAUAACUUGGCUCACACAACAACGCAUGAGAUUGUAGACCGCACAUUUAGAGCCAUUCAGACACGUUUUCGGUGUUUGGAUGGGGCGAAGGGUUACCUGCAGUAUUCCCCAGAGAAAUGCUCUCAUAUAAUUCAGGCCUGUUGUGUGCUGCAUAACAUUUCCCUGCAGUCCGGCCUUGAUGCCUGGACCUUUGAGAGGACAGAGGCCACCGACCAAUCAGGGGAAGAUAUCGAUCCAUCUGACACUGAUGACCCAGAGGCUCUGAGAGUUCGACAGGAACUCAUCCAGAAUCAUUUCAGCUAGGAUGGGAAUGUAGGAGUUCACAAUGAAAUAGUUUUAAUGAUACACAUGUCAUGCUGAUGACUCCCUGCAUGUUAAGAUUUUGAUAAAGGAUGAAAAGUGUAUUAUUUACUCACCAUCAUGCCCUUUUAAACUUGUGUAUGACUUUUGUCUCCUUUUGCAACUCUAAAGGUAAUAUUUUUAAUAAAAGCGUGCAAAUUAAA